Molecule: messenger RNA, 2058 nt
Organism: Physeter macrocephalus (sperm whale)
Lineage: Eukaryota; Metazoa; Chordata; Mammalia; Artiodactyla; Physeteridae
Gene: CALHM4
Product: calcium homeostasis modulator family member 4
Exons: 3
Cellular component (GO): plasma membrane
Molecular function (GO): monoatomic cation channel activity
Source: RefSeq, a predicted model, not a curated record
AUUAUAUUAUAUUCUGUCAAUACAGACACAUUUUUAUGCAAAGGUAGAAUGUUUUUGUUGUGAUUUGGUUUUAUGGGUACCCAAGUCUUUUUCUUCUCUUUUGGGAAAGCAUUUGGGAUCUUCUGGAAAAACUCUGAGGUUAUGGAUGCUCCAGACAGUCCUAAAUUUAGAUUGCUCUAGUAUUAGGUAAUUUCCAUUAUUCUUUAUGCCAUAAUUUUAUGGUAACACAAUCCUGGACCAGUAAGAAUGUUCUAUGUUUUUCUUCCAAUGCUUUUUUGCUAGUGCUGAGCAUUUUGUGUCACACAAAGCAGCACAUAGAAAGAUGACAGCAGUUUGUUUUGCAAGCAAGUCAUCUUUUUAGUAGAAAGAUACACUGAAGAAAUUUCCCCCCUCACUCAUACCAGAUAAAUAUCUCCCUCAGGUCCCUCCAGAUGUACUGUGAAGUGCAUUUAUUAGCUCAGGAUUCACAAAGUACACAAGGAAAGAUGCUAGAAUCCUUUAAACAUGUAAGGAUGUUGGGUCACUUGACACAACCAGUUAAACCAGUAAGAUCCCAUAAAAUGGUUAUAGCUGGUGGAGUCUAAUGAUCAGAAAGGGCUACAAGCUGAUUUGUGUAAGAACUUCCCAAUGAUGAGCCCAGCUCUCAACAAUAUUAUAUCUUCUCUGCAGAGAAGUGGAACAUUUAUCAAUUCUUUAAUUGCUGCUUUGACUAUUGGUGGGCAACAAAUCUCCUCUUUCCCAUUCAGAUGUCCCUGUCAGGUUGGGAAAAACUUCUAUUAUGGUUCUGCUUUUCUAGUCAUUCCUGCUUUAAUCCUUCUGGUUGCUGGCUUUGCUCCGAGAAGCCAGAUGUGGACAAUUACCAAUGAAUACUGCUGCAGCUGUACCCCUCCGGCCCGGAGAAUCAGCUUCCUGGAGCCCAAGCUGGCUUGCCUUCGCUUCUUCAGCAUCACUGGGAGGGCACUUGUUGCUCCAUUAACGUGGCUGGCGGUGACCCUGCUGACAGGCACGUACUACGAAUGCGCAGCAAGUGAAUUCGCACCUGUGGACCCUUACCGAGUGUUUGACAAUGUCAGUGCCAGCAAACGGGAAGAGAUCUUAGCUGGGUUUCCAUGCUGCAAAUCAGCUCCAUCCGACAUGAUCCUGGUCAGAGGUGAAGUCGCUUUUUUGCACAGAUACCAGUCACAAAUGCUGGGCUGGAUUUUGAUCACCUUGGCAACCAUCGCUGUCUUAGUCUCCUGCUCUUUGGCGAGGUGCUGCUCACCCCUCACCUCUCCUUAGCAUCGCUGCUGGACCAACCACCUCUACAAUGAGAGGGAGCUCUUUGAACAAGCUGCAGCACAGCACUCACGGUUCCUCAUCGUGCAGCGUAUAAAGAAGCUAUUCCGGGGCUUCCCUGGUGGCGCAGUGGUUGAGAGUCUCUAUUUGGCUUCAUGUCAGGACUGGAGACAUAUUUCAAUACCCAGCUUUCUCUGCAUGGGUAAUGACAUGCAAGGUCACUACAGCUUCCUUGGAGACAGGUUAGAUGAGGAUAAUGAGGAAAGCAAAUCAGGAGGUAUUGAAUUAAAACCUUAAUCAUAGCACAUUUCAUAUUUCAGGUUGCUUAACAGAUAUUUUAUUUUUAUGGUGAGGGAGUUUCAGUGUAAUCUUUUCAUCUUUUUUUCUCUCUUCUGAUAUUUGUUUACAUAAGUCCAUCCUAAACGCUAUUUCCAAAAUCAGUUUAUCUGAUCAUUGUGCCAGCUUCGCUUUUUGAAAUUUCACUGAUGGUCUGGUAGUGGCUAUAUUGGUCUAAUUUUAAAAAUGUGAAAAUUGUAGUCACAUCAAACUUUGAAUCUUAGUUUUGUUACCUAGUAGCUACGCAGAAAUUAAUAUCUGGGCUUCCCUGGUGGCGCAGUGGUUGAGAGUCCGCCUGCCGAUGCAGGGGACACGGGUUCGUGCCCCGGUCCGGGAGGAUCCCACAUGCCGCAGAGCGGCUGGGCCCGUGAGCCGUGGCCGCUGAGCUUGCGCGUCCAGAGCCUGUGCUCCGCAGCGGGAGAGGCCACAACCGUGAGAGGCCCGCGU